AUGAAGUUUCUUAGAAAGUUACUUCCCCCAAAAAAAAUUGAAAAUGAUCCACUGGAUCCCUUAAUAGGAGAGUUGGACCAAAUAUUAAAGUUUACAAAAAAGAUUCAGAUUUCUGUUGAUAAGAGUUUGAGUGGUGCACAGUAUAUGAGUGCUUCCAGAGACAUAACCCUAAAAAGUAUUGAUGUAUUAUUCCCUUCUGAAGCGAUAGAACAUGGUAGUUUAGUUAAUAGUAUUGAUUGCUUAGGAGGCAUUCCUACAGCUCGAGAAAAUCUUGUUAGUGACUGUGAGCAGAUUAAAUCAAUGAUUCAAGAGGUAGUAUCUGGUGUAAACAAUAUCCAGAAAAGACUGAAUUUAAGAAGAGUAGCCUACUCAGAGAGAUUACAUUAUGAGAGAAAACUUCGAAAAAGACAGAAGAAAAUUUAUAAAAAUAAGAGUGCAACUCCUACUGACAAUGCAAAGUUAGAUCGUACUCAAAGGAAAUGUGGAGAUGCUUUGGAUGAAUUUACAAGAAUAGAUGAUGAUGUACAGCAAGAGCUUCAAUUAUUUCUUACUAAGAAGCAUGAUACAGCAAUAAAUAUACUCAAUAAAUAUACAUAUGCAUUGGGAAGUUACUAUUCAUAUAUUUUUACUCAUUAUGAACAUUCUACAGUAAAUGAGACCCCUACAAAUCAUAUAAUGGUACCCAAUGAUGAAAUACAAGACUCAAAUGUAUCUCCUUAUGCACUUCAAUUUCCAUCUCAACCCCAAUCUCAAUCUCAAUCUCAAUCUCAAUCUCAAUCUCAAUCUCAAUCUCAAUCUCAAUCUCAAUCUCAAUCUCAAUCUCAAUCUCAAUCUCAACCCCAAUCUCAAUCUCAAUCUCAACCCCAAUCUCAAUCUCAAUCUCAAUCUCAACCCCAAUCCCAAUCCCAAUCCCAAUCCCAAUGUACAAUACAAACAAAACCUGUAGUAGUUAGUGGAAGUUGUAAUACUCCUCUUUCAAAAAACAGUUCUGAGCUUCAAAUGAAUGUGAAUUUAAAAAGAUCUGAAUUUUCUAGUUUUGGAGGAGUAGAAUUUGCUAGUAGAAGACAGCAUAACAAAUCACAAAGUACAGAGAAUAUUGGAAAUUAUUAA
Molecule: messenger RNA, 1110 nt
Organism: Cryptosporidium muris RN66
Lineage: Eukaryota; Apicomplexa; Conoidasida; Eucoccidiorida; Cryptosporidiidae
Exons: 2
Coding region: 1-1110 (369 amino acids)
Source: RefSeq, a predicted model, not a curated record